CAGGUUUCAAGAUGGUUCAAACCUUAGUGGAUUACAAAUAUACAUAGACACUGCUUGACAAGUGGUUUUGGUUAUAAACAAGCCGACUUUCCCUCUCUGCAAACAGUUUCCGAAGUAUACAAGCUGUUGUUACUUCACACGCUUUACCUUUUUCCUGAUUACAUAUACACACAGACGCAUUGACGCUACACGCUGCCCACGAUGAACCCAAUGACGGAGACAUACCUGCUGGCUUCAAAAGCUAGAGCCAAGCUUACAAGAGAGGCAUCGCGUCCAGACCAUGACUUGCGUGUCUUGGUCUGCCACGCAAACAUGCUGGAUAAUUUGAUGGACAGAAUUCACGAGCACAGAACUUCAAUACUGAACGGUGACUACCUGGCCAAGAGACUCCAACUUCCACAACUGUCUCCUUCGAUAACGCAUGUUAGCUAUAUUGCGGAGGAGUUGGACGAAGAUGACGAUGAGGAGUACUACAGCGAUGAGGAAGAGCAAGAACCUCGUCGUAUUCCAGAAAUCCAUUACAACACAUCAGAGAUUGAGUACGACUCUGAGAGUGACUCUGAGGAGGAUUUCGACAUUGACAGUGAUGAAGACGAAGAGGCACCAUUAUACUCUAUCAAGAACUGCUCAUACGAGCAUUACACGCCGUCAAGAAAUUUUAGAGAGAUGCCUUCCAUGAGCGAUCUCACUGAUGAAGAAUUGGAUGACUUGGAGGAGAUGGACUCUGCAAGUGACGACGAACAAGAGGUUGACAUUGUUGACUUGAACAAGACUCCAUCGCUAACUUAUACAGAUUCAGAGUCUGAUGAUGACGACGACGAACACCACCAUCACCACCACCAUCACCACCAUCAUCGCAAGCACCACACUCCUCUCAUUGACCAGAAGAUGUCCAGUGGUGAUUUGAACCUUGAGUGCCUCACUAUGCACUCAAACUUCACAACGUCUGAGAUUGUUGCUAUGUGAAAUUGGCAUUUCCACACAGACUCUUCUAACGAUUAUCCAUAUUCAUCAUUUUACGAAUUACGACUCUUUUUUUUUUUUGAUUUGGAUGAGCUCAUAAAGCUCAUCUCAUGAACUUACGAACCUGUUAUUACUAGUCUAUACGAUACAAUCAUAUAUUUACAUCA
This is a messenger RNA of Williopsis jadinii, 1130 nucleotides long. RefSeq lists its product as uncharacterized. The coding region runs from base 202 to 966 and encodes 254 amino acids. NCBI's taxonomy places the organism in Eukaryota, Fungi, Ascomycota, Saccharomycetes, Phaffomycetales, Wickerhamomycetaceae. The transcript has a single exon. The record is from RefSeq and is a predicted model, not a curated record.